Messenger RNA from Hymenoscyphus albidus, 1532 nucleotides. NCBI's taxonomy places the organism in Eukaryota, Fungi, Ascomycota, Leotiomycetes, Helotiales, Helotiaceae. The record is from the annotation of a GenBank genome assembly.
CCAACUCACUCCCAAUACACCCAACCGAUAAGUCAGUUCCAAAGAAUCUGUCCAGCUGAACUAACAUGCUACAAAUCAUCAUUGUGCUCACUGCAGUUCAUUACACCUGUGGCUAAAACCCGGGGUCAAAGCAUCUCCACGUACCUCCCAUGAUGCUUGGUACCCCUCGAUACCGUCUCAUUUCGAAGCCUCGUUAUCUUUUGUGACUCGGCAGUCACCGAAAUUUCUUUUCCUAGUUACGGUUGCACAAUACCUACUUUCUACAUACCAAGUUCACCUGCCCAAUGUCCGCGAAUAUCUCCUUGAAGUUGCACAAAGUUGUGCUGAUUUCGACUCACAUGUCCGUUAUUGGAACCCAAACAACAUCAACGUGUAGUUCGCGUUCUUUUCGCCACCCACGACGAUGGCACUCUAUAUAUCUCAUGUGCUCAUAAACCUACCCUGCCAUGCAUUCCUCCUGUACUUCUUAUCAAUUUCAAAAACUACCCUUCUCCCCUCGCCAUAGCAGAACCAAACGUUCAGGCUUUCCUUCAAUCACUCCUCAAAUUUCAGAAGCUGUUAUUACUUUUUUUUUAUAUAAUUUCCUUGACGAUGCCGCGCAAGAGUUGGCUGUACGACUCAAAACUUCUAAGGAUGAGUCCGCCGCAGACGGAAGCCCGAAAAAGGAGGACUCACAUACACCUUCACAUUCGAAAUCAGGAACCGAGCGAGCAAUGCCCUUGUUCAAUGUUCCGCACGCGAGAAAUCCGAACUUUGUUGGGCGCUCUGCGGCUAUCAGUAAGCUGUUCGCGAUGUGGAAGCCCGGAAACAGGAGGAGAGUCUCAACUGUCGACUUAGGUGGUAUUGGGUGAGUGUAAUUCUUACUAUAUCUGCAAUUGUCAUUCAAUUUCAAAAGCAAUACUGACCCCCCCUUUUUUUCAGAGACGAUGAGCUGGCUGUUGAGUUGGUCUAUUUACUACGAGAUUUUUCACCCAAAGACCGUCUACUGGUUCAAGUCAACCGAUCUUCAUUCGUUCUCAGAUCUUGGGAAUCCUGUCACAUCAAUCACUGAGAAAUCACUUGGUCAGUGGCCUGCAAUACCACAACAAUCCAGAGAGCCUAGUUAUCGUUAAUCCUGGAAAAUCGUUUGAUGCCAUACUUCAGCCUGGCGAGGAUGAACCUCAAGUAGAUGAGAAACGAUCGUUCCCAUGGACGGUCAUCAUACGUAUCAGAAGCUCUCAGAGUGGUCAACAACCGGCCGGUCCACAUGGCCUUCGUGAGUUGAGUCUAGAACCCAAAGCACCCGAGAUAGUAUUACGCAGCAGACUGGGUCUAUUUAAGCAAGGUCGGCGGUUGAAUUUGCGGAGGUCGCACGAUUGAUGACUUACCCUCUUCGAGCAAUUGUUCAAGUUGCGCGACUUAUUACAAGUGCUGGGAAUGAUGACAUACCCAAUCAGUGGAGAUCUCACGAAACUCACUUGCUUGGAAAGCUGGACCGCUUUCGAAUCCAGUUUACGGUAUACGUUUUCCGUGGUUGGAUGGGGGACGGUUAA